UUGACCGAGCUAUCAACCAUCUACCUACCGCGGUCGUCUUCUCCGGCCUACAUCUACGUCUGUUUACGGGAGGUCGAGGAGGGAGGCCUACCAACUAAGACCAAACUCACCUCCUCAGUUUUCGAAGGUAAGAAGGGAGGGAGAUGGUGGCAACUGCGAAGAUUGCGCCGUCGAUGCUAUCGUCGGAUUUCGCAAAUCUGGCUUCGGAGGCAGAACGGAUGUUAGGAUUCGGCGCGGAUUGGCUUCACAUGGACAUCAUGGAUGGGCAUUUUGUUCCAAAUCUAACCAUUGGAGCUCCAGUCAUUGAAAGUUUGCGAAAGCAUACAAAGGCGUAUUUGGACUGCCAUCUUAUGGUGACAAAUCCCAUAGACUAUGUGGAGCCCUUAGCUAAGGCUGGCGCUUCAGGCUUUACAUUUCACAUUGAAGUUUCCAAAGAGAAUUGGAAAGAACUUAUCCAAGGAAUCAAGUUGAGGGGCAUGCGACCAGCUGUGGCUUUGAAACCUGGAACACCUAUAGAAGAAGUUUAUCCAUUGG
Molecule: messenger RNA, 534 nt
Organism: Phalaenopsis equestris
Lineage: Eukaryota; Viridiplantae; Streptophyta; Magnoliopsida; Asparagales; Orchidaceae
Product: ribulose-phosphate 3-epimerase, cytoplasmic isoform
Biological process (GO): pentose-phosphate shunt; carbohydrate metabolic process; pentose-phosphate shunt, non-oxidative branch
Cellular component (GO): cytosol
Molecular function (GO): metal ion binding; D-ribulose-phosphate 3-epimerase activity
Source: RefSeq, a predicted model, not a curated record